Dendroctonus ponderosae (mountain pine beetle) is the source of this 4768-nucleotide messenger RNA. RefSeq names its product pleckstrin homology domain-containing family G member 5. Gene Ontology annotation, molecular function: guanyl-nucleotide exchange factor activity. NCBI's taxonomy places the organism in Eukaryota, Metazoa, Arthropoda, Insecta, Coleoptera, Curculionidae. The record is from RefSeq and is a predicted model, not a curated record. Gene Ontology annotation, cellular component: axon; endocytic vesicle; plasma membrane. The transcript has 23 exons. The coding region runs from base 512 to 4612 and encodes 1366 amino acids. Gene Ontology annotation, biological process: Rho protein signal transduction; endothelial cell migration.
AUUAAAAAAUGUGCAAUAACAAGUAAAUGCAAACAAUCGACUGGCAGUACCACCACCAUCACUUUUUCGACUUCCACGAUCGUGUUUUUUCCUCACCGUCACAUGUGGAGUGUUUUACUCGCCCGAUCUGAUAUCUAUAGACUUAACCAUACCGACUUGCUAGUUGUUUUAAAAUCGCGGAAAGUAAAAACGUCUCGCGUGUCGUGGGAAUUUCGCUGAUAUUUCGAACUUUUACUCGCUCGCAAAUUAAAUUUUGCUCGUUAGUAUUGGGUAAUCGUGGCGCUGUGCUGGGUUUCAAUAAGUAAAUAAUUGUGUUGUGUAUCAUUCCUGUGAAGUUCCGUAAUGACCGUCAGUGCAAAGUUUUCUAGUGUUUUUUCCCCGGAUUCAGUGCGCCAUUUGGAUUAAAUCAUCUGAUCAAAAUUCCCUUUGAUUUUCAUGAUAAACCAUUACGAAUUCGGUUUCGUACAUCUGGCACUCGCAAAUGAAGAAUCGCAAAUGUUGAGCACUGAAAAUGCCACUGGAAACCAGGGCAGACGAAGAUACCGAAUUCAUCGCAAAUCUCAUCAAAGAAAUAGUUGAUGAAGCCUUGAAGAGAACUGAAGGAUCAAAGGUAGUGGCUCGGAACCGCAAAAUCAGUGAAGACGAAAAAGAUACGCGAGCAGUUCACAGAACCACCUCCAUUGUUGUUCAGGACUGGGAUAACGAUGACCCCAUUGAGUGUAAGAACAAUUUUGUCAAUGCUGGCAUUUUGCAACGGAGCGCUAGUGAACGAUUGGUGAGAAGUGCGCGACGUGAUGAUCAAAAUGAGGAGAACUCCAUUAAUAACCGGCACACCAUCCAUGCGGAACAUGUCAAAGAGCCGAAGCCCAAAAAGAAGAAAAAGCUGUCGUUUAACUUUCUAUUCCACAUCAACAAGCACAAGUCGAAGGACCACAAAAACGAGGAAGAGACUGAAACGUACGACACAUUCAGCCAGCAACUUCCGAACUUCAAAGCCCAUACUUUGAGCAAGUCGAGAAAAUAUGCGUCCGCUCUGGAACUCAGCUCUCCUCCCACCGUCGUCAAAACCUCAAAACCAUCGCUGUUCAGGAAAUUGGCUACGAUCGGUGACGAUUCUUCGAACUUUCUUCGGCGCUCUUUAAGUUUUCGCGAUGUGAGGAAAAAGGAGAAAACGCCAUCCAGAGAACUGACGGAAACGCGCAAUCAGCAAUGGAGACAGUCGCUCCAGUCUUUAGUGGAAAAUGAUACCAGUGUUAGUUAUAAGGACUUGAGUUUUAUCAACUAUGAUGUAUUAAAUGAGUUUAGUUAUACGAAGCCAGUGGAUUUGAAUGCGGGGAAAAUUAUUGAGACCAAUAAUAAUUAUAUUGGGCGAACGCAAAGUAUGAGGGAGAAGGGAAGUCCCCAUUUGAGAAAACCAUUUUACAACAGACAUGUUUCUUUAACACCGGACUACAGGUCAAGCCUUGGGUCGAUACAAGAUUUGAAAGAUACAACUUAUACGAUAUCUUUGCCAUCACUUCACCAUAAUGGCACUGCAGAUCCCAGGGACUUAUCGAGCGACGUUCCAAGGGAGCAAACUUUUUCCCAUCCUAGUAACACUAAACACAGUGAACCAAAAUCAACUUCGGGGGAUAAUCGACUGGACAAAGACAGUUUUCGGUCAAAUAGUAGCGGCGGUACCAGCAAUGGUACUUAUGUUAAAUUGAGGCGACAUAAUGCGACUAGACAAAAGUUUAGACAUGCUGCUACUUUCACUGAGAGCAGACCUCACGUUGUAGACCUACAGGUCCGAUCCAGAAGUCUGAACCAUUUGGACUCUUUGGAGAUGCGCCAAUCUGUGGUAGCGCCUACAGACGCCGCCCUGAAGGACUCCAGAUCCGAACCAGAUUGUACAAAGCCGCUUCUUCCGCCUCCAGCAAUUCCAUGUGGUGCUGAAUCGCAAGAGCCACCUCCAAGACCGACACAAGCUUAUUCAGCAGCCAGAAAACAUAUGCUAAGCCGAUCACAGAAAUCGAGCAGCGAAUGUUUCAGCGUGAACUUUGAGGUCGGCGACGAGUCCACUUGGGAUAAUGAGUUGUUCUUUCCUGCCCAAAGGGGAAUCACUUUACAUGAGUCGCUGACCAAAUUGUGCGAAUUGAGGAACAUCGAUUUAUCAAUUUGCGACGCAAGACUACAAGAUAAAGAGAACAGUUCCGAGUCCAUCAUUCCUUUCUCGCAAGAUACGGCACAUCUUGUUGGCCGACAUGUUAGGAUUACAGCCAAAGACGCAAGCAAUAAAAAAUACCACGGAUCAUUCCACAGCAAUCAUUCACGAAAGCAAUCAGGUAGUUACCGACCGAGGACCAGUAGUUUUUUCAGCUCAAGUACAGAAGAACAAAACGUUGUCAGUUCAACGCCAUCGUCUCACGAAUCGGAGCAAAGCAAAAAACAAAUCAAGCAACGAAUAACCGCCUUUUUCGGAAACAGUAAAGAUACAAAGUACGAAGCUCUUAUCGAACAACUCGACCGAUAUUCCAAGCAGGGAACUCCGCAGAACUUCGACUAUUCGCAGGGACAAUGCGAGUCCAUUGAUGCGCUUUACAAACUAGAAGACGACUGGAAAGAUAUAAUUACUGAAUUCAGUGAUCUGAAUGAUCGACAACAGCAGCAGCAGACGGCUUUGUGGGAGUUAAUAAAAACGGAAGUUGCCUAUAUUAAAACGCUGAAAGUUGUGACCGAUUUAUUUCUCGGUUGUUUACGGGACUUGCAGUCGAAAAAUCUAUUUAAAGAAAUCGACACGGAAAAGCUGUUCUCCAACAUCACGGAAAUACUGGGAGCAAACGUAAUUUUUUGGAGGAACACUCUAUUUCCGCUGGUUAGAGACAUGAGGAAAUACAAGAGACCUAGUUGUUUGGAAAACAUGCUUGAGGGUUUCUCACGACUAGCGGAAACAUUUACGCCAUAUUACAAAUACUGUGCCGAACAAUCCAGAUGCCAACAUUACUGCCGAGAGAAUCUUGAAAGCGAAGUUUUUACCGCCUAUUUAACUUGGUGCGAAAGCCAGAAGGAUUGUAAUCGAUUAAGGCUGAUGGAUAUUUUGGUACAGCCGAUGCAAAGACUGACAAAGUACGGUCUUCUACUCAAAGCCAUUUUAAAGAACACAGACGAGGAUGUUGAAAGGGAAAGUCUUCAAUCAAUGAUAAGAAUGGUGGACGAGUUCGUAAACAACGUCAAUUCCAGCUUAAAGCGAAGACAGGAUAAAGAAAGAUUAAAGGGAAUCAUCGCCAGGAUAGAAAGCUACGACAUAGUGGAAUCCAAGGACGAUGACAUCGAGCGAAUACUGAAAAGGGAGAAGUCAUUCACGCAGCUUGACCUCACUCGUCCCAUGUUGGGCUGUCCUCCUGAAAGGAAGCGCCAUUUGUUAUUGGAGGGCGACUUGAAGUUAAAGGACAGCGGGGCCUCCAAGAUUGAAGUGCACUGUUUCCUACUAACCGACAUGCUCUUGAUCUGUAAACCUUCCACGAAAAAGGGCGUGGCAACUAUGAGGGUGAUUCGACAACCUUAUCUAGUGGACAGGCUGGUGGUGCAAGAACUGACCCGAGAAACGCCCAGUUUGGCAAUAAUCUACCGCAACGAAUUCGACUUGGCUGUGGCAGCGUUCAUUCUGCAAAAUAACGAUGUGAAAAAAAUCAAGGGAUGGAAAGAUGGCAUUCUGAAAGCCCAGUCUCUGUACGCACAAGCCAAACAAACGAGCUACACUGCCGAAGAAAGUCUGGAUACCGAUUACAGCUUGGACUACAACUUGGAAAGCGAUUACCAUAAUCUCCAAUUAGCUCCUAGAUCUCCAAUGGCUUCCUCAUCCAGAGCUAGUAGAGUUUCCAGUCUGGCUCAUAGUCACAGUGGUUCUGUGGAAAUGAACGAUCAGUCUUCAGUUGGAUCGAUCAAAGAUCAGUCGCGAGGAGUUUCAGUGGAAAACGAUAAUCGAACAGGUUCCAUAUCGAGCGACGAAGGACUUCAACCGCUUCCAGCCGACACGAAAGGCUCAACCAGUCAAAAAAGCAGCUUGAAAAACCGACUUUUCCAUAAAACCCCCAAUACUUUAUCAGUGCAACCAGUUAACAGUCUUGGGCAAAGUUUGCCGAACUUAACGCUCGGCUCGCCCAACAUUGGAAGUGGCCUCAGUCUGAGUUUGCAUCAAAAUACUUUGUCGGUACCGAGCAACAAAAAUGGAAGUCAACUUCUUAGUCCAACGCACAGAGGAAUUUCCUACCCACCACCAAGUCCCACAAGGGGAAAUCUGAGAAGAAGUCUGGCCAUAUCACAGAGUAAAAACCCGCCACUGAUCAAAACCAGACAGGUGAAUUCUACAUCGAGUGUAUGUUCGAGUCAAGUUCCAGCCAGUUUAGAUUUCGACGUGCCAGUUAUUGCAGGAGUUUCUCUUUUGGACGAGAAUUGUGAAUCUUUUAGUAGAGGGCAGCAUCGCCAAGCUAUGAAAAGAACUCAUCGCUAUCAUACAGCCGGACUGGUUGAUGAUAUCAAGAAAAAUGAUUCAAGAGAUGCCAGUAUUCACAAGAGACUGUCUUGGAAUUGCACAACGCCUGAUCAAAAGGAACCCCACGAGGACCAGACCUAGCAUACAAUAAAAAACCCCUUAGUGUCUUUUAUAGUGAUCGUCUAUAUGAUUAUUUGUAUAUUAGCCGAAAUGAAACAUAUUUUAGAAAGACUUUUGGACUUUGUACUGUGCAAACAACCUACGGAUUAGAUGCAAAUGUAAAUAGCUACACCAUGA